This is a messenger RNA of Salvelinus namaycush (lake trout), 1423 nucleotides long. Its product is annotated as tumor necrosis factor ligand superfamily member 12-like. Gene Ontology annotation, molecular function: tumor necrosis factor receptor binding; receptor ligand activity. Gene Ontology annotation, biological process: immune response. Lineage: Eukaryota; Metazoa; Chordata; Actinopteri; Salmoniformes; Salmonidae. The transcript is spliced from 6 exons. Gene Ontology annotation, cellular component: membrane. The record is from RefSeq and is a predicted model, not a curated record. Bases 417 to 1178 code for a protein of 253 amino acids.
CUGCAAAGGCAAGGGGAAGACAAGGAAGUUGACUCAACGAAUCAAGUGGCAGAAGGAUGCAAUCCUAGUGGAUGUAAAAUACAUAUUUCGUUGCACCCUGGCUGCAUAUUACUCAACAUAGCGCAUUUGAAUACGACCUGCAAGCCAGACAGUCCAACGAUAUUUCGUCUGAUUAAAUGCAUUGAUUAAAGCAACAUUAAUGGCUAUUUAAUUGUUGAUUUGAAACCCAUGGAAUGAUUUAAUCUUUCACAUGACUUUAACUUUUAUCAAAAGGGCUGUUGAGAUCUCAUUUGUUACUGCGGGCAAUAACACUUGCGCGCCUUGUCGAAAAUGUGAGCAUUUGGAUUUGAUUUCACCACGAAGGGAAACAUGUGUCGCUGGAAUGAAGUUAACAUGAACACUUCGAAUAGUCUGCAAUGAUAGCCGGGGAAUGUGGAACGACCAUGCAUCGAAUUCUGCAGAGGAGAAAAGUGCGCAAACUUCGCUUCGUCUGGGUAUUCAUGGCCAUGGUGGCUCUGUCGCUCGCCGCCUGCAGCGCACUAUUUACGGCGUGGACCUGGAGACAGACGCUGGACCUGUCCCAGUCCGUUAAAACUCUGCAAAACCGAUUGGAGCAAGUGAACACUCAGCGUAAGGCCAUUGUCCAACUCAUCAUGGAGAAGAGAGAGUUGCUGGUGGGGCAAAGGGUGAAAAGAGAUGGGGGAACUGGGAAAGGGAAGAGUGGAAAUGGAAAGAAAGUGGCUUCUCAAUUUGAGAUAACCAAAGACACUGUUCAGAAAGUGGGAGCUGAUGGCUUGAUAAAAGGAUGGACGGACUCGGAGCAGUUGAAUAUGAGCAAAGCGGUGAAGUACAACACAGACAGAGGCACCUUCACAGUGGAGAGAGCUGGAGUCUACUUCCUCUACUGUCAGGUGUUGUUCAAUGAGAAUCAGUCUCAGCUGGUGAAGUUGGAAGUGGCGGUGGUGAAGAGCGGCCAGCCGCAGCAGAAGCUGCAGUGCAUGGAGGGCUAUGGGACUACGCCUGCAUCCGGAUCCCACCAGUUCCACUUUCUCAAACCCUGCCAGGUGUCUGGCCUGCUGCGGCUAGAGAAGGGGGCGGAGCUACAGGCCAUCACAGGCGCCGGCUUCAGCCUCCACACCACAGGGAAGCACUACUUCAGCCUCUUCAAGGUCAACUGAGUUGCUGGAGAGGAUGGAAAUAUUGGAAGGAUGGAGGGGGUGGAAAAAUGGUUGAAGGAAGCGUUUUGUCCUACUCCGUGUAUUAAUGAGACACACCAACGUGACAUUCCUCAUUUGUUUUAUUGUGAAAUCUGGACCAAUGAUCUGGAGCAUUGGAAUAACUAUGGAUCAUGUUCGCUACAGACACUUUGUAUCAGAGGAGGCUGGUGGGAGGAGCUAUAUGAGGACUGGCUCAUUGUAAUGGC